GCCCGACUUGCGCUAAGAUUUGGCGCCAAAUGCCCCGGGAAUUCCCGAGUCUCGCGAGAAGCGCGCUUAGUCUGCUCGCCAGGGUCCGCGUUUGGCGCCUGUGUUCAACGUGUGGUGAGAGCUCGCUGGCAGAAGCCCUAGGAUGGAGUCUUGGAUACUUAAUAGCCGGGUUAGAAGAUAAACCUACAAAGAAAAUCCAGAAGGAGUCUCCAGAAAGGGAGGGAAGCCAGAGUCUUGCCCAGGCUGGAGUGAGUGCAGAGAUGUGAUCUUGGUUCACUGCAACCUCCGAAUCCCAGGUUCAAGUGAUUCUCCUGCCUCAAUCUCCUGAGUAGCUGGGACUACAGAGGAAGAGAUGCUAGAACCAGAGAAUGGCAUGAUUGACGUACCAGAUUAUGAGCAUGUAGAAGAUGAAAUUUUUCCACCUUUCCCACCUCCACCCUCUCCAGAGAGACAAGAUGGUGAAAGAGCUGAGCCUGAUGAAGAGGCAGGAAGUGGAGCACCUGUUCCUGUACCUCCAAAGAGAACAGUUAAAAGAAAUAUACCCAAGUUGGAUGCUCAGAGAUUAAUUUCAGAGAGAGGACUUCCAGCCUUAAGGCAUGUAUUCGAUAAGGCAAAAUUCAAAGGUAAAGGUCAUGAGGCUGAAGACUUGAAGACACUAAUCAGACACAUGGAGCACUGGGCACAUAGACUAUUCCCUAAACUGCAGUUUGAGGAUUUUGUUGACAGAGUUGAAUACCUGGGAAGUAAAAAGGAAGUUCAGACCUGUUUAAAACGAAUUCGACUUGAUCUUCCUAUUUUGCAUGAAGAUUUUGUUAACAAUAAUGGUGAAGUUAUGGAAAAUAAUGAACAUGAUGUAACUGCUAGUGAAUUAGAUCCCUUUUUGACAAACUCAUCUGAAAGUGAGAUGUUUGCUUCACAAUCAAGUAAAAGCCUAACAGAAGAGCAACAACAAAGAAUUGAGAGAAAUAAACAACUGGCCUUGGAAAGAAGGCAGGCAAAGCUGCUGAGUAAUAGUCAGUCCCUAGGAAAUGAUAUGUUAAUGAACGCACCCAGGGCGCAGACAGUUGAAGAGCUUAAUACUGACGAGGAUCAAAAGGAGGAGUCAAAUGGAUUAAAAGAAGACAUUCUGGACAAUUCAUGUAAUCAUACUAAUACUUUAAAUGUAGAGGAGGAAUUAAAAUUAGGGGAAACACUGCUGGACUAAUCUUAAAAAUGUGCCACAGUAACUUGAUGCUUCAUCCAGAAAUAUUACUGAAGGUGGUUAAGUUUCCAUUAAGAGAAAAUGUGUCUGUUAACUCACCAUCCUGCAAGCUUGGUGUUACUAUGCAUUUUUCUUCUUUGAGUGAAAAUCCUUAGGUAGUACAGAUUUUUACAGAUUAUUGUUUAAAAUCUGGUAUUUGUUUAUCAUUAUGCAUGUCCCUUUAGUUAAAUCUGUUCUCUUUAGUGUUUGUUUUUAUGUAGUUAUUUCUUCAUAAAAUAAUUAGUCAGUAAUAAGCAGUUUCUUCUGCUGCUCAUCUGUUAUUGAAUGCCUUGUUUUCACUAAGUUGGGAGGUUUUGUUUUUGUUUUUUACUGCUCCUUGCAGAGCAGGGCUAACCCGUGGACAGUGUACCCAUAGUAGCCUGGGUGAAGUUUUAACGUGUACAUAUAUACUGAAUGUUAAUGUCAAUUUUUUUCAAGGAAUUAAAAAUUAUCUUAAAAGUUA
Callithrix jacchus (white-tufted-ear marmoset) is the source of this 1703-nucleotide messenger RNA. RefSeq names its product TIMELESS interacting protein (gene TIPIN). Gene Ontology annotation, cellular component: nucleus; replication fork protection complex. Gene Ontology annotation, biological process: replication fork processing; replication fork arrest; DNA damage response. Gene Ontology annotation, molecular function: DNA binding. NCBI's taxonomy places the organism in Eukaryota, Metazoa, Chordata, Mammalia, Primates, Cebidae. The record is from RefSeq and is a predicted model, not a curated record.